Messenger RNA from Stegodyphus dumicola, 1714 nucleotides. Its product is annotated as solute carrier family 25 member 44. Gene Ontology annotation, molecular function: branched-chain amino acid transmembrane transporter activity. Lineage: Eukaryota; Metazoa; Arthropoda; Arachnida; Araneae; Eresidae. Gene Ontology annotation, biological process: branched-chain amino acid catabolic process; branched-chain amino acid transport. Gene Ontology annotation, cellular component: mitochondrion. The record is from RefSeq and is a predicted model, not a curated record.
CGCAAUGUCUAAGUGUGCCGGAUUUUCUCCUUGCGUUUUAAAUGCGAUUCAUGUUUUAUUAUUUGUCCUUUGAAUCUCUCCUUGUAGCUGUUUAAUCUAUUAUAAGAUUUUUAUUAACUACAGUCUGUGCGGAAUACAAGGCUAUCCUGAAUUUUUGAACCGUUUGUAUCGUAGAGACUUGAAUGUAAGGCAACUUUAAAUAUAUGGUACAAGAAAGAUAUCGUUGUCUAACUACUUUGACUUUAAAGUUAUGGCUGCCUUAUGUCGGAAAUGUUUUUCCUACUUAGGACUACUAAUGUAAUGUAUAAGUAAUUCCUAUUUAUUAUUUUAGUAAUGGAUAGUUCAUGUUAUUCUUGACCUUCAGUCACAUAUUAUGACGUGCCAAAUAGAUACUAUGGAUCCUCCAAGAAUAUUAACCAUUGAAUGGGAAAUGAUGGACAAAACCCGCUUUUUCUCUCUUUCAAUGGUAAACUCGUUUGUUUUACGUGGUGUUCUAUAUCCUUUUACUGUCAUCAAGACUCGUCUUCAAGUUCAACGACAGAAUGCUUUGUAUAAAGGAACAUUUGAUGCUUUUGUUAAAAUUCUACAAUAUGAAGGUAUAUGUGGUCUGUACAGAGGAUUCUGGAUUAAUACCAUACAAAUUGCAUCUGGUAUUGGGUACAUAAUAACAUAUGAAAAAGUAAGACAUAUGUUAGCUAUUUAUGCUGGCAUAAAUGACAGAAGAAUAAAAGGUCUCAUUGGUGGUGGUUGUGGAUCAUUGGUUGGACAAACGGUUAUAACACCUUUCGAUGUUGUUUCUCAACACAUGAUGAUUCUUGGACAGUUGAAAAAUAAAUCUACAGCUAAUUCACCUGUAAUGAAUCCAUUAAAUAUAAAUAUAUAUGAAUCUAGGAAGAGUCUUGCAAUGACUAUUGUGAAGGAAGUGUACAAAAAGGAUGGUUUUAGAGGAUUCUAUAGAGGCUAUUAUGCUUCACUCUGUACAUAUGUUCCUAGCAGUGCUCUGUGGUGGAUGUUUUAUCCAGUAUAUUCAGAUGCGCUGGCUUCAGUAGUUCCAUUGUGGACAUCUCAUAUGUUUAUUCAUUGUGUUGGUGGUCAGUUGAGUGGCAUUACUGUUGCUGUGAUUACUAAUCCAUUAGAUGUUAUUCGAGCUCGUAUUCAGGUUCAUAGGAUGAAUUCCUUUUCUUGUGCUCUCAAUACACUUUGGCGGGAAGAAGGUAUUUCAUUUUUAUCGAAAGGACUCUCAGCACGUGUGAUACAGACUUUUUUCUCAUCCUGUUUUGUUGUGUUAGGUUAUGAAACACUGAAAAGAUGGAGUGUAUAUGACAAGUAUAAAGACCAAAUACGUUGUGAUGACGAGAAGCGGGGCUUUCAUUUCGUCCAGAUUGAAUCGCCAAACUACAGGUACCACAUAGACCUUUUUUAACCAACUGAGGGAAUGUAGACUGACGAGGCAUCCUUUUAUUAACUGUCAUAUGAAAUCCUUGAUCCAUAACGACUGCAGUUUUAUUCAUAGCAAUCAUGUUGAAGAAUUAUGUUUCAAAAACGUGGAUGUCAUCAACAAAGACUCAAAAGUUCCGAAGUAAGCAGAAAUCCCGGUGUAUCAUACAAGUUUUCUUCACCAGACCGAUUUUGUGUCAAGUAGUUGAUGUUACCUCAAGAAUUGCCUUUAAUAAACCUCUCUCCCUCAAAUAUUGCUGAUAUAUAUAUACAUGUA